Messenger RNA from Olea europaea var. sylvestris, 5341 nucleotides. RefSeq names its product transcription elongation factor SPT6 homolog. Lineage: Eukaryota; Viridiplantae; Streptophyta; Magnoliopsida; Lamiales; Oleaceae. The record is from RefSeq and is a predicted model, not a curated record. Gene Ontology annotation, biological process: nucleosome organization; transcription elongation by RNA polymerase II; mRNA transcription by RNA polymerase II. Gene Ontology annotation, cellular component: transcription elongation factor complex. The transcript is spliced from 17 exons. Bases 211 to 5157 code for a protein of 1648 amino acids. Gene Ontology annotation, molecular function: DNA binding; histone binding; nucleosome binding.
AAAUGAAUACUCCAAACGGACGAAAAAUAUUGCGUACAAAUCACACUUCUCUAUUUGCAGUGGGUGGGGAGUUUUAGAGAACCCUCUGAAUUAGGGUUUCAACUCAAAAAUUUCACACGCUGAGUGUGUGUGUGAUUACUUGUGAAUUGUAUAUGUGUUUCUAGGGUUUUGGUUUUGCCCUAAGUUGUUCAAUUUGAUCAGUUUACGGGAAUGGCUGGGAAAACUGUGAUCUCCGACGACGAAGAUGAUGUUGAAGUGUACGAAGAAGAGAGAGAUAAUGAACCUGAUAGAGACCGACUGGAUGGCCGUGAUGACGAUGACGAGGAAGAUGAAGAAGAUGAAGACGGGCGGGAUGAAUACGAGAAAGAUGGGUUUAUAGUGGAUGAUGUCGAGGAAGAAGGGGAAGAGGAGGAAGAAGAUAGAGCUGACAGUGGCGAGCAGAGGCAGAAGAAGAAGAAAAGAAAGAAAAGGGAGUCAGAAUAUGUGCUUGACGAGGACGACUACGAGCUUCUUCAGGAAAGCAAUAUCUCUGUUCCUCGGCCAAAACUGGAGAGCAAGAAGUUUAAGCGUCUGAAAAAAGCUCGGAGGGAUACAGGGGAAGACACCUCUGGGUUUUCUGAUGAAGAAGAGUUUAUCGGAAGUGGAAAGGGAGGGCGUUCAGCAGAGGAGAAGCUCAAACGCAGCUUGUUUGGUGAUGAUGAGGGACAACCACUUGAGGAUAUUGCUGAGGAGGAUGAACAGCUUGAAGAAGAGGAUGCAGACAUCGGGGAAGAGGAUGAGAUGGCUGAUUUUAUUGUUGACGAAGAAGAAGUCGAUGAGCAUGGAGUUCCAUUCAGAAGGAAGAAGCCCAAAAAGAUUAGGCAAACCCCUGGGAUCUCUUCAUCGGCUCUUCAGGAAGCGCAUGACAUAUUUGGUGAUGUUAAUGAAGUUCUGAAUCGUCGCUUGCAAAGUUUAGCAAUGAGGGGAAGGUACGAAGGAUCUGGUGAAAGGAGGCUUGUAGAUGAAUUUGAACCUGUUAUUCUAUCUGAGAAGUACAUGACUGAAAAGGAUGACCAGAUUAGGGAAAUAGACAUCCCUGAAAGAAUGCAGAUUUCUGAGGAAAGUACUGGUCCUCCACCGACAGAUGAGUUGAGUAUUGCAGAAGAGAGAGACUGGAUAUAUAGUCAGCUCGUCUCCGGUGCUGUGCCUCUGUUUAACAAGAGAGGCACAGGAACAGAGGAGCUGAAUGAGCUAUCAGUGAUCAAGGAUGACAUUGCAAGAUUUCUGGAAUUAAUGCAUGUACAGAAGUUAGAUGUUCCAUUUAUUGCUAUGUACCGGAAGGAGGAGAUUUUGAGCCUAUUGAAGGAUCCAGAUCACCCCGAAACUGACAUUGAGAGCUUAAAUGAUCCUAACCAAAAACCUAGAAUAAGGUGGCACAAGGUUCUUUGGACAAUCCUGGACUUGGAUAAAAAGUGGCUUCUUCUUCAGAAAAGGAAGAGUGCCCUUGAGACAUACUACAACAAGCGCUUUGAUGAAGAGUCACGCAGAGUUUAUGAUGAGACGCGGCUUAAUUUGAACAGGCAGCUUUUUGAUUCAAUUACAAAGUCGCUUAAGGCAGCUGAUUCUGAAAGAGAGGUUGACGAUGUUGAUUCAAAAUUUAAUUUGCACUUCCCUGCGGGUGAGGCUGGUGCAGAUGAAGGACAGUUCAAGAGGCCAAAGAGGAAAUCACAGUAUAGCAUUUGCAGUAAGGCUGGCUUAUGGGAGGUUGCGAGUAAGUUCGGCUAUAGUUCUGAGCAGUUUGGCUUGCAGAUAUCUCUGGAAAAAAUGAGAAUGGAUGAAUUGGAGGAUGCAAAGGAAACACCAGAAGAAAUGGCUUCUAGUUUCACCUGUGCGAUGUUUGAGACUCCCCAGGCUGUGCUCAGAGGUGCUAGGCACAUGGCUGCUGUUGAGAUUAGCUGUGAACCUUGUGUACGCAAGCAUGUUCGUAGUAUCUUUAUGGAUAAUGCUGUGGUGUCAACAAGCCCUACACCUGAUGGAAAUGUGGCAAUUGAUUCUUUCCACCAGUUUGCUGGAGUGAAGUGGUUGCGGGACAAGCCGCUUUCAAGAUUUGAGGAUGCACAGUGGCUUCUAAUUCAAAAGGCUGAAGAGGAAAAGCUCCUGAAAGUUACCAUUAAGCUACUGGAACCAAUCCUUGAUAAGUUAAUAAGUGACUCUAACGAUUAUUAUCUGAGUGAUGGUGUGAGUAAAUCUGCUCAAUUGUGGAAUGAGCAGAGGAAACUGAUCCUUAAAGACGUGUUUUCUAAUUUUCUUCUACCUUCAAUGGAGAAGGAAGCAAGAUCCCUGUUGAUUAGUAGAGCUAAAAACUGGUUGCUCUGGGAUUAUGGAAAGCUUUUGUGGGACAAAGUUUCUGUGUCACCAUAUCAACGAAAAGAAAAUGAUGCUAAUUCUGAUGAGGAAGCUGCACCCAGGGUUAUGGCUUGCUGUUGGGGCCCUGGGAAGCCAGCAACAACUUUUGUGAUGUUGGAUUCAUCUGGAGAAGUUUUGGAUGUUCUGUACGCGGGAUCGCUCAGUCUUCGUGGUCAAAAUGUUAAUGAUCAGCAACGUAAGAAAAAUGAUCAGCAGCGGGUUCAGAAGUUUAUGAUGGACCACCAACCGCAUGUUGUUGUCCUUGGAGCUGUGAACUUGUCUUGUACUCGGCUGAAGGAGGAUAUUUAUGAGAUCAUCUUCAAGAUGGUGGAAGAUAAUCCUAGAGAUGUUGGUCAUGAGAUGGAUAAUCUAAACAUUGUAUAUGGUGAUGAGUCUCUUCCACAUCUGUACGAAAAUUCCCGCAUCUCCGCAGAUCAGCUUCCUGGACAAGCUGGUAUUGUCAGGCGAGCUGUGGUUCUUGGGCGCUAUCUUCAAAACCCAUUAGCGAUGGUUGCGACAUUAUGUGGACCAGGAAGGGAGAUAUUAUCCUGGAAAAUUAAUCCUCUGGAGAGCUUUCUUACUCCUGAUGAGAAAUAUGGGAUGGUGGAAGAAGUUAUGGUGGAUGUAACAAACCGAGUGGGUCUUGAUAUCAAUUUGGCUGCUAGUCAUGAAUGGCUGUUUGCUCCUCUGCAGUUUAUUGCUGGGCUUGGACCUAGAAAAGCAGCAUCUCUGCAGAGGUCUUUAGUAAGAGCAGGAGCAAUUUUUACUAGAAAAGACCUACUGACAGCUCAUGGUCUUGGUAAAAAGGUGUUUGUCAAUGCAGUUGGAUUCCUGCGAGUCCGACGCAGUGGAUUGACUUCUAGCAGUAGUCAAUUUAUUGAUUUGUUGGAUGACACGAGGAUACAUCCAGAGUCCUAUGGCCUUGCACAAGAGUUGGCCAAAGAUAUUUAUAGGGAGGAUGGCAAUGAUGAUGCAAAUGAUGAUGAAGAAAUGCUAGAAAUGGCAAUUGAGCAUGUUAGAGAAAAGCCAAAUCUAUUAAGGUCAGUUGAUAUCAACGAAUAUGCUGAACAGAAGAACCGUCUGAACAAAAAAGAAACCCUUAAUGAUAUAAGAUUGGAGUUGAUGGAAGGCUUUCAAGAUUGGCGCAGACCAUAUGUAGAACCAACUCAAGAUGAUGAGUUUUUCAUGAUUUCUGGAGAGACAGAAGAAACAUUGUCUGAAGGAAGAAUUGUGCAGGCAACAGUUCGCAGAGUUCUAGCACAGAAAGCAACUUGUAUCCUUGAAUCUGGAUUGACAGGUUUGCUUAAUAAGGAAGACUACACGGAUGAUUGGAAGGAUAUUGAUGAGCUGACUGACAAGCUGCGUGAAGGCGAUAUUUUAAGUUGCAUAAUCAAAUCAAUUCAGAAAAAUCGAUGUCAGGUUUUUUUAACAUGUAAAGAGAGUGAAAUGAGAAAUAACCGCUUCCAGAAUCAUCAAAACAUGGAUCCGUAUUAUCAUGAAGAGCGCAGCGGCUUGCAGAGUCAGCAGGAAAAAUCUCGUAAAGAGAAGGAGCUUGCUAAGAAGCAUUUCAAGCCUAGGAUGAUAGUUCAUCCACGUUUUCAGAAUAUUACUGCUGAUGAAGCAAUGGAGUUACUGUCUGACAAGGAGCCUGGUGAAAGUGUUAUACGUCCAAGUUCUCGGGGACCUUCAUUUUUGACUUUAACUCUUAAAGUUUAUGAUGAUGUUUAUGCUCACAAGGACAUUGUUGAAGGUGGAAAGGAUCACAAGGAUAUAACAAGCUUGCUUCGAAUAGGGAAGACACUGAAAAUUGGAGAGGAUACAUUUGAAGAUUUAGAUGAGGUAAUGGAUCGUUACGUGGAUCCAUUAGUAUCCCAUUUGAAGGCAAUGCUAAACUACCGCAAGUUCAAGAAGGGCAAUAAAGCAGAAGUUGAUGAGUUCCUAAGGAUUGAGAAAUCGGAGUACCCAAUGAGGAUUGUGUAUUGCUUUGGGAUAUCCCAUGAACAUCCUGGCACAUUCAUACUGACUUAUAUACGUAGUUCAAAUCCACAUCAUGAGUACAUAGGUAUUUAUCCGAAGGGAUUUAAGUUCCGAAAAAGAAUGUUUGAGGACAUUGAUCGCGUUGUAGCAUAUUUUCAGAGACACAUUGAUGAUCCACAUGAUUCGCCAUCUAUUCGAUCAGUUGCUGCUAUGGUGCCAAUUAGAAGUCCUGCAACUGGGGGCUCAUCGGGGUUUGGCAGUGGUUGGGGUGGUUCAGGGAAUGAUGGUGGAUGGAGAGGAGGCCAGUCUUCAGACAGAGAUAGAACUUCGGGAGGGAGAGGUGACUACAGAAAUGGUGGCAAUCAGGAUGGGCAUCCAAGUGGAGCACCUAGACCAUAUGGUGGGCGUGAUGGUGGGCGCGGCCGAGGCCGUGGGCGUGGGCGUGGCCGAGGUGGCAGAGGCAAUGACAGGCAGGAUUCGGACCAUGGAUCACAGAAGUGGGGUUCUAAGGAUGGUGAUGAUGGUGGCGGAUGGAGUAGUUUUCCUGGAGCAAAAGUUCAGAAUUCACCAGGCCGGGAAGCUUUCCCUGGUAGCUGGGGGGCUGGAAGUGGUGGUGGAAGCGGAGGCAGUGACUGGGGCAACUCUGGUGGCGGCUGGGGGCAGGGAAGCGGCGGCGGUGGUUCAGAUGAUGUUGAUGAUGCAGGUGGUGGUAAAUCCGGAUGGGGUGGCAGCAAAAAGAGUUCCGGACAAUCACAAUCUGGUAAUGAUGGAUGGGCCGGUGGCAGCAGCUGGUGAACGUUGAUUCCCAAGUAUCUAACUCCGCUUGGAAUAUAGUGGAUUUAAGCUUUGAUUAGCUGGUGGAUGAGCUAAUUAAUUUUGUAAUACCAUUGUCGCUAGACGUGGCAUAUUUCCCAUUGCUAUGUAUGCAAACACCUAAUCCUUUUAGUUAUUUCAAUGCAAAUUGGUGGUUUUAUCUGUC